Liolophura sinensis is the source of this 1299-nucleotide messenger RNA. RefSeq names its product deleted in malignant brain tumors 1 protein-like. The record is from RefSeq and is a predicted model, not a curated record. Gene Ontology annotation, cellular component: membrane. Lineage: Eukaryota; Metazoa; Mollusca; Polyplacophora; Chitonida; Chitonidae.
AUGAAAGAACUGGGGGCCUGUAUAUCUGUAAUUUGUGGUAAGGAAGAUACAUCCAAGGUUCUGUUGGAAUGUAGCGGCGGUGGCUAUGCAGUCAGCAGGGCAGGCACUGGGUUGAUCUGGUUGGAUGAUGUGUGUGCAGGGAACGAGACUCGCAUACCCCAGUGUUCUCAUCCUCCUUGGGGAGAAAAUAACCGUGGGCAUCACGAAGACCUCGGUUUAUUAUGUUCAAACGAUGCAACAGAAGGAAUCAGCCUCGUAGGUGGACAAAAAACAGCAACCAGUCAAAGCGGACGUUUGGAGGUUUUCUACUUCGGUGUAUGGGGGACAGUUUGUGACAACAACUCCAACAAACGCACAGCCAAUACUCUUUGCCGCAUUCUUGGCUACAGCCAUGGCUAUCCGGUCACUCGAGCAGGAUUUGGAGAAGGUACUGGGUUUAUUUUGUUGGACGGUGUGGUUUGUUCAGGGAACGAAACUCGCAUAUCUCAGUGUUCACAUGCUCCUUGGGGAAAUAAUAAAUGUAGGCAUGGCCAAGACCUUGGUUUGGUGUGCACUAACGAUACAACAGUUGCAGAAAAAAUCAGGCUUGCAAAUGGAUCAACGACAGCAACCACUCUAAGCGGACGACUGGAAGUUUCCGCCUUCGGCAUAUGGGGAACCGCUUGCGACGAUAAAUUCUACACACUCAGUGCCAAUACACUUUGCCCCAUUUUCGGUUACAGCCGUGGAUAUCCGGUUAACAAUGCUGGGUUUGGGGCGGGUACUGGGGUAAUCUGGUUGGACGAUGUGGCGUGCUCAGGGAACGAGACUCGCAUAUCCCAGUGUUCACACCGUCCUUGGGUGGAAAACGUAUGUCAGCACGAUGAUGAUCUCGGUUUGGUCUGUUCAAACGAUACUACAGGUAGGGCUACAGAGUUGAAACAUCUGACUCAACGCUCCCUCAACGUUCCCGGUGGAGACUAUAGGUUUACUCCCGGCAGCGAAGGAGUCGAAUUGCCGAAUGCGUAUUUUGGACAAGGGACUAGACAGAUUUGGUUGAACGAAGUUCGUUGUUCUGGGAACGAGACUGUUAUAUCAGAGUGCUCAACUUGGGGGUGGGGAAUUCACAACUGCCGUCACAACGAGGACGUGAGUUUGGUCUGUUUUAACCCAAACCCCCAGGAGGAGCUAUUGACCAGACUGGUUGACGGCCAUCGGAGCCCAAACUAUCUCACCGGGCGCCUGGAAAUAUUCAAUGGUGGACUCUGGGGCGCGGUGUGCGAAGAGGGCUUUCGUCUCUGCUCCUGUAAUCUGUCGUAG